Gopherus evgoodei (Goodes thornscrub tortoise) is the source of this 1254-nucleotide messenger RNA. RefSeq names its product perilipin-3-like. Gene Ontology annotation, biological process: lipid storage; positive regulation of triglyceride storage. The record is from RefSeq and is a predicted model, not a curated record. Lineage: Eukaryota; Metazoa; Chordata; Testudines; Testudinidae. The transcript is spliced from 5 exons. The coding region runs from base 1 to 1071 and encodes 356 amino acids. Gene Ontology annotation, cellular component: cytosol; lipid droplet.
AUGAACUCUGUUUUUUCUAUAGGGACAACAGCAGAGGAGUGUGUUUCUGAAGUACCUGACAAAGUGGAGGAGAAUCUACCAGUCCUUCAACAGACUGCUGAUGAGGCUACAUCUGAGACACAGGAGUUGGCCUCUUCCAGACUGACAGAUGUCAAGGAGACCAUGAUCAGAGUGGUAGAUAUGACCAAAGAGGCUGUGCAGGACAAUAUGAAGACCACCAAAUCAGUGGUAACUGACAGCAUGAGCACAGUUGUGGAAUCAAGAAUGGGCCAAUUGGCCAUAAGUGGAAUGGAAGCAGUGCUGGAGAAAUCUGAAGAGCUCUUGGAUCACUAUCUUCCCAUGACAGAUGAUGAACUAGCUGAACUUGCUGAAUCUGUGGAAGAGGCUGAAGUGUCUUCAGCACAACCACAAGAGCAUCGGAGUUACUUCGUGCGUUUAGGUUCCCUGUCAACCAAACUUCGCCAACGUGCCUACCGCUACUCUCUAAACAAGAUUAGACACACCAGUCAAAGCAUCAGAGAGGCUCUUUCCCAGCUUCAUGAAACCAUGGGACUGAUUGAAUACCUUAAGCAAGGUGUUUCUCUUCAAGAAGUCCAGGAGAAGUUCCAUCAUAUAUGGUUGAGCUGGAGUAGAGAGCAGCCAGAAAGCAGUGAAAUCAAGGAUUUCGCAAAACCAGAGAUGGAGUCUGAGACCCUGGCUAUGUCCCGCAGCGUUAUCCAGCAGCUGCAGGAUGCCUGCCAGAUGCUAGUAUCCAGCAUUCAAGGUCUCCCCACCAACUUUCAGGAUAAGGUGAAACAGAUGUAUCACAAUAUGGAAGAGCUUCAUUCAUCCUUCUCCACUGCCCAUUCCUUCCAGGAUCUCUCCAGCAGCCUCCUAACCCAGAGCCAGGAGAUGGUGACCAAGGCCCAGGAAUAUGUAGAUGAGCUGAUGGCAUACCUGAUGGAAAAUACUCCUCUGCCUUGGGUUGUGGGACCCUUCAUCCCAUCGGGUAAGGGGUCUGCAGACACGAUUGAACCACACAACCAAGAAAAUGAGGCUGAGGAAGCCUCCAAGUCUAAGGAGGCCCUGUGACCUAGAAACCUUAAACUUCUAAGGAAGAAGGCAAACUCAUUCAGUCUUCCUUCUGACUUGAUGUGUACUAGCAUAUGUCAAGAAAGACACCAGUGGCUAGUAGUCAUAUGCACUGUGCCUAAAUCUCUCCUAAUUUCUGGCAGUGUUGUGACUGCUAUAAUGUAGAUCACUUCUCAGAUACUA